ACUUGCGCAUUUGCCUGUUCGUCUCCUUUUGUUCAUCUCAGAUCUUUCUAGGGUUAGGGUUUCGGGAAGCUACGAUCUGGCAAUGGCGGCGACGGCGACGCAAGCGGGGCUGUUCGGCUUCAAGCCGCAGGUGAUGGUUCCCGGUGGGAAGGCAGAGGCAGCGGUGAAGUUCUACAAGGCGGCUUUUGGGGCGGAGGAGCUGCGGCGAGUGUCGCACCCCAAGCGCAAGGCCGACCAGGACCUUCCUCUCAUUAUCUCCUCCGAGCUAAAGAUCGGCUCCUCUUUUCUGCUGGUCGGCGAUCGCUUUGAUGAAGGGGGCGAGGAUGGAUCUGCGCAAUCCGGCGGUGGGGUCAUGUUCCGGCUUGAAGCAGAGGACGUCGCCGAGGUGGUGAAGAAGGCGGUAGCUGCUGGUGCGGUCGUCGUAGGCGAAGUGGCGGAGGAUGAAAGUGGCAUCGUCGCGACGGUGAAGGACCCUUACAGUGUUGUUUGGGUCAUCGCGGCUGCCGUGAAAAGCGCCGAUCCAGAAGCUUGAUCUGGUCUCACCGAUUUACUACUUUAUCAUAGAGUAUAUCUCUUUUUGGGAAACAUUAAUGAACUCGAACCGUAUGUAAUAGCUAGCUAGUAGGCCUCAGAGAAACCGCAUUAGUCAUUGUGGUCUCGUAACACUCGAUCUACUAACCUGAAGGACAUCAAGGUUACUGGUUAAAUCAUUCCCUAUUUUGUGAUGCUUCUAAUCAUCCUUCUUUUGCA
Zingiber officinale is the source of this 750-nucleotide messenger RNA. RefSeq lists its product as uncharacterized. The coding region runs from base 83 to 532 and encodes 149 amino acids. The transcript has 2 exons. Lineage: Eukaryota; Viridiplantae; Streptophyta; Magnoliopsida; Zingiberales; Zingiberaceae. The record is from RefSeq and is a predicted model, not a curated record.